GAUAUCAAAUUUGAAAUAAUGAAAUCCUAUUGGUUGGUGAACCUAGAGGUUCACCCUAGGGGGUGAACCCAAGAAUGACUCUUUUACAAAUAUCAGUUAAUAGGAUAGUAAAAUAAGGUUCCUACGAUUCCAAUCCUUAUCGGCCAUUAUCCGAUUGGAUAUUCUGAAAUGUUCCCAACGUCCUAUUAUCUAGUAUCUACUUUAGACCACAAAUAAACAUGUCUAUCCAAAUUACAAAUUGAUUCAUAUGCUCAUGUAGCACAGCACUACUUAAAGCAAAUGAGAUAAUAAUACUCUAGAAACGGCGAAAGCUACUACCUGACGUUGAACAAGACCCAUAAACAACUUCUCCGAAACAACCCCAUUUCUAUAUUCUUCUACUGUCUUUAUAAAGUCUUUUUGGUUCUUACAAGUAUCAGAUGUCUGACUGGAUGUAAACCAUAGUUUAAAUUCUCGGUAGACUUUAUUCUGCAAGAGAAACAAAGUCAUCAACGAGAAAAUAUAAAUAAUAAGAAAUAUUGGUCAAACAAGUUAAUUACAACCAUUCAUAUUAUAAGAAUUUAUCAUGGAAGAAGAAAAAUAAUGAGAGUUCUAACAAACUUUCGCUGAAACUUCAUGUAAAUCUUUAACUUAAAAUCAACUAAUCCCAUCAAUAUUUAAUAUAUAUUUCAAAGGAAGAAAAAACAUACAAAUUAAUCAAUUUCUCUUCAAUUAUUAUUGUGACACUCAAAGUUGAUGAAAGAACAUAAAGAUCACGUAGUGGUGUCGAUCACCUACGGACCAUCGUCGGAGGGUUCAGUAACGGCGUCGCCAAUCUCUCAUCAGGCCCCGUCAGUUCCGACGCCGUCUUCAUUGGCAUACUCCGUAACGCCAUCAGCAUCGAGGUUCAGCUCACGGCGAGCGUCGGCUCAUGUUUCCGGUUUGGUUCUCCGGUUUAUAACUUUAGUUCUAUGUUUUGUCGCUGCUCUUUCAUUGGCAGUGAAUGUUCAUCGGCCUUCACAGAGACAUCGGUCUCAGAGCUCCUCGAGUUUCGCUUCAUAUCCUGAACUAUUGUAUUGCUUUGGCGUAGCAGUGACAGGACUCGUGUAUACAUCUCUACAAACAUUCAAAGGAGUGUGUGAUAUUACUCACAGAGGAAUUCUAAUCUCUGAGCCUCUCUCGGAUUACAUCAGUUUCAUUCUUGAUCAGGUUAUAUGUUACCUACUAGUAUCAUCUUCUUCCUUGGCAAUUGCGUGGAUCCAACAUGCAAACAGCGAUUCGGUCAAAACACUUAGAAAUAACUCCAUUGUUUCAGCUUCCAUGGCCUUCUCUGCUUUUUUGGUUUUGGCACUCUCGAGCCUCUUGUCUGGGUAUAAGCUUUGCAAGAGAUUUAUGUGGUAAUUAAGUCUUGUAAAGGAUGUUUAUAUUCAAAAUACUGUUUAAUCUAAAUAAGUAACAUAAUGACCAAUUAUUGCAAUAGUUACGUGUUAAUUUGCA
Molecule: messenger RNA, 1476 nt
Organism: Brassica rapa (field mustard)
Lineage: Eukaryota; Viridiplantae; Streptophyta; Magnoliopsida; Brassicales; Brassicaceae
Product: CASP-like protein 4A4
Source: RefSeq, a predicted model, not a curated record